GCACAUAAAAAGUCUUGUCUAAUUCACAUUUCCUGAUUGUUUUAUCUCCCUCCUUAUAAUGCUUCACUUCCUUCUCACAACCGUUGAGCCUCUAGAUGAAUACCACGCUCCUCCAUUUAUUACCUUCAUCAUUUCCACACCUCUUCAACUUUCAUCUUAAACGCCAAAGAAAACAGAGACAACCCACAAGGAAAAUUUGGGAAAUCAUCAAGAACAACUCCAUGACUACUUCUUCAGUUUUCAGUCUUGCACUUGUGAUUUUUCUGGUUUUCUUUGGUACCCAGUUGGGUUUCUGCUCAUCUCAUGGACCUUACCACAGUAACUUCAUUACUUGGGAGGAUUUAAAGGUGGAACAACACCAAGGAAGGCUGAAUUUGAACAAUGAUUAUAACAGUAGUCGAGUGAUUGUGGUAUCCAAAGAUGGGACAGGCGAUUCUGUUACAGUUCAGGGUGCCAUUGAUAUGGUUAAUGAUUAUAAUACAAAGAGGGUUAAAAUUUUGAUACUUUCAGGUGUUUACAGAGAAAGAGUGUUUGUUCCAAGAACCAAGCCUUACAUUUCAUUAAUUGGGAAACAGAGGUCUCGAACUGUGAUCUCUUGGCAUGCUAAAGCUUCUGAUAAAAAUCCAAACGGGCAAGACAUUGGGACCUAUGAUACCGCUACGGUUGCUGUAGAAUCCGAUUACUUCUGUGCAACAGAAAUCACUUUUGAGAAUACUGUGGUUGCUGCGCCUGGAAAGGAAGGGAAUCAAGCAGUUGCACUGAGAGUCUCGGGAGAUAAAUCGAUGUUCUUUAGGAUCAGGGUUUUGGGAUCACAGGACACUCUCUUGGAUGAUCGAGGAACCCACUAUUAUUACCAAUGUUACAUUCAAGGAGCAGUUGACUUCAUAUUUGGUGAAGCAAGAUCACUCUAUCAGGAUUGUACUAUACAUUCAACAGCAGAACAAUUCGGAGCAAUUGCAGCUUCUCAUAGAAAUUUUGAGAAUGAGCAAGCCGGAUUCUCUUUCGUAAAUUGUAGAGUCAAGGGGACUGGGAGUAUCUACUUGGGAAGAGCUUGGGGUAGAUAUUCAAGAGCUAUCUAUUCCUACUGUGAUUUGGAUGGCAUUAUAAAUCCUAUGGGAUGGAGUGACUGGGGAGAUCCAUCAAGGAGAAGGACUGUGCAAUUCGGUGAAUACAAAUGUAGGGGUAAAGGAGCCAAUCCAAGCGGACGUGUGCCGUGGUUUAAGACAUACAGUUAUGAGCAAGCAAGACCUUUUCUCAAUAGGACUUACCUAGAUGGAGAUAAAUGGCUGAAACUAUAGUGUAUUCAUCUAUUAUUAUCACUGACUGAGUUAUCUUCUCAUGAUUCUUUUGUUCAAAACUGGCUAAAACAAGCUCUAAUGGGAAAAAAUGAAUUAUUUCUUU
This is a messenger RNA of Macadamia integrifolia, 1401 nucleotides long. RefSeq names its product pectinesterase QRT1. The coding region runs from base 96 to 1298 and encodes 400 amino acids. Lineage: Eukaryota; Viridiplantae; Streptophyta; Magnoliopsida; Proteales; Proteaceae. The record is from RefSeq and is a predicted model, not a curated record. Gene Ontology annotation, biological process: cell wall modification. Gene Ontology annotation, molecular function: pectinesterase activity. The transcript has 5 exons.